This is a messenger RNA of Vigna unguiculata (cowpea), 906 nucleotides long. RefSeq names its product putative WRKY transcription factor 24. Gene Ontology annotation, biological process: regulation of DNA-templated transcription. NCBI's taxonomy places the organism in Eukaryota, Viridiplantae, Streptophyta, Magnoliopsida, Fabales, Fabaceae. The record is from RefSeq and is a predicted model, not a curated record. Gene Ontology annotation, molecular function: DNA-binding transcription factor activity; sequence-specific DNA binding.
AGAGUAUACGAGAGUGGCUGUCCAACCUCUUCUACCUUCCACCAUCUUUCUGCUUUAUAAAUUUCAACCUCAAAACAAUCUCAUUUUUUGUUCACCAAUGGAAAACCAAAACCCUCCACUAGAAAACUCUUCUCCCUUCGUUUUCACUCCCACGUCAAUGAUGCAAAACCCUUUGGAGCCUCAGGGCUUGCAUGAUGACAUAGACUGGGUUAACCUUUUCUCUGGCCAAAACAGUUUCCUUGGGGAUGCAAAGGCCACGAUGGAAUACGCUUCUUCUUCGUCUUCAUCGUCGUCGUCUUCGUCAUCCUUGUCGUGUGCUUUGAUGGCAGAAAAUGGUGCUAACAUGGAUGACAAGAAUGAUAAAGAGAAAAGGAAAGGAGGGAGAGUGAAGAAGACGACACGACCCAGGUUUGCGUUUCAGACCAGAAGUGCAGAUGAUAUUCUGGAUGAUGGUUAUCGUUGGAGGAAGUAUGGACAGAAAGCUGUGAAGAACAACAUGCAUCCCAGAAGCUACUACCGGUGCACGCAUCAUACAUGCAAUGUAAAGAAACAGGUGCAAAGGUUGUCUAAAGACACAAGCAUCGUGGUGACCACUUACGAGGGAAUUCACAAUCAUCCAUGCGAAAAGCUCAUGGAAACCCUAACACCUCUUCUCAAGCAGAUGCAGUUUCUCUCUAGGUUAGGUUCCAAUAACAACGCUUCUCCUGCUUCUCUGCUAUAGCCACAACAUUUACACAUAUACAUGUAAUGUAACUCCAUCUAUAAAAAAAUAACUUCAUCUAUCAAGAACCCAAAUUUCAUUACCUGUAUUUACUAUCUUAAUUUUAUUUCUAAUUAAUUAAUUGUUGUAAUUGGGAUGUACAAUAUGUACUGUCCAAGAAUGAUAUAUGGAUUUAUAUUGCCAAU